UCUUAAAAGAAGUAGAAAGCAUGAGAAGUCUUUCUGACAUGGAAAUGCUCUUUUUAAAGAUUAAAGUAAGUGCUUUAAAAUGAAAGUUGGCCACUUAGUUUCUGAUCGAGUCUGCAACUUUUUUCCAAACUUUGACUGAUGGCGUAGCAUCCUGACUAACAAUAUGAAGCGUGUGAUUAAAAAGAAGCAGCCCGAUUUUGAAUGUGACUCUUUUGUUGGGGUUCCAGGGUCCAAGGCCAAGAAGAGGCCAAGACCCACCAAAGUGUACCAGGGUGUAGAAAUUUUGGUGCUAAACCAAAUGGGGAGAUCAGUUGGGCGAUUUUGCCGUAGGCUGAAUUACAAAAAGAAAUGUAUUCAGGUGUCUGACAUUACCCUUCUAAAUACUGAUAUAAACACCGAACCAUCUGUCUCUCAUCCCUCGAACAGCCGUGAGACUCGUGGUAAAAAAUUCAGCUGUAAACUCUGUGGCGUGAAGUACUGCCGCAAAGGGAACCUGGUGUCUCACAUGCGAAUACACACAGGAGAGACUCCGUACUGCUGUGAACUGUGUGGAAAAGCGUUCCGGCGUUCAGACUGGCUUAAAUUGCACAUGCAAAUCCACAUGGGUAAGAAACAGCCGAGGCCUAAGCGCUUCAUUUGCGAUCAGUGUGGGAUGAAGUUUGAUUGCUCUGCUGCACUCCAAAGUCAUAUAUGGAAACACAGAGGUGAGAGACCACUUCCUUGUGUGCUCUGUGAGAAGACAUUCUACAGUCUGGGCACUCUUAGACGGCACAAAAAAGAAUGUCACUCUGCAGAAAGCAGACGGUUCUCUUGCUCCAUGUGUGGACACAUCUUUAAACGCCUUCAUGCGCUUCAGAAACACACACGGAUUCACACUGGAGAGAGACCUUACUCCUGUUCACAGUGCGGAAAAUGUUAUCGUCAUCAGUACACACUGUUUAUGCAUAAUAAACUGCACUCAUGCAAUGGUUGAUGUGAUGCACCAAAUUUAACAACUUUUUACCAUAUGCAAAACAGUACCUUUGACAGCGAAAUCUCUGUAAAUAAAGAGAGAGAUUGCAUAAGUGGAUCCAUUUGGCAGUAAUAACCUGCGGUUGUGGGAUUCAGAUUUAAUAGUUCUAUGGAAGUUUAAGGAAGGCCAAAUUAUCUUAUAAUGUUCCUAGUGUUACUUGUCAUAAUUGCAUUUUAACUAGUAAGAAUUCCAAUUACAGAACUCUAAAACUGAAUAUUCACUUGUCAUAUGUUUCCAUUGACUCCCAUUCGUUUUUAAUUACAAAGCUCUACAAUUAAAUUUUAACUAGUAAGAAUUUCAAUGGACCCAUUUCACACGUCCACGUUCGUGAAGCGGAAGUCGUCAUAGUUGGCAAAACUUGAAUGGCGGUGAAUGGGGGACCACAGCAAAUGUAAUGUUUGCUUACAUGUUUGCUCCAACAGCAAAAAAAUAAAUAAAUUUUUUUUUUUUUAAAUCAACUAUUACGCUUUCACAUCUGUGCAAAAAAAAAAAAUCAAAAUAUACAGCAGUAAGAAGAGAAACUUUUUUUUUUUCUGUCACUCCCUCAUGUUUAUAUAUUAUAUUAUGUAUUAUUAUAAAUUUAUUAAAAUCAUAUAUAUAUAUAUAUAUUUAGGGUAUUUCACAUUAGGCACAUCUUAUACUGUAGAGCUCUCUAAUUAAAAUAUUAUUAGUACAACUACAAUUACAAUGAGUAAUGCUAGGUGCAUUAAACGCUAAAUCAGCUUGCCAUAAAAGUUCACGUUUUU
Messenger RNA from Myxocyprinus asiaticus (Chinese sucker), 1758 nucleotides. RefSeq names its product oocyte zinc finger protein XlCOF19-like. The record is from RefSeq and is a predicted model, not a curated record. Bases 164 to 973 code for a protein of 269 amino acids. Gene Ontology annotation, cellular component: nucleus. The transcript has 2 exons. Lineage: Eukaryota; Metazoa; Chordata; Actinopteri; Cypriniformes; Catostomidae.